Messenger RNA from Sinocyclocheilus anshuiensis, 1120 nucleotides. RefSeq lists its product as uncharacterized. Gene Ontology annotation, cellular component: membrane; cell-cell junction. NCBI's taxonomy places the organism in Eukaryota, Metazoa, Chordata, Actinopteri, Cypriniformes, Cyprinidae. The annotation marks the transcript as partial. The transcript is spliced from 5 exons. The record is from RefSeq and is a predicted model, not a curated record.
UUCCACCAUGGAUCCCCGAUACUGGAGAACGUACAGAAAGACAAAUCUGGAGAGUACAAGGGCAUCAUCUAUGAUGCAGAAGGAAAGUUAAGAAAGGAAACUGUACAACAGCUCUGUGUUCUGGAGCCAGUGCCUGAACCUACAGUCAUGGUUGAGUGUGUAGAAAAAGGAGUAAAUCUGACUUGUAGUCCAAUGAGCAAAACUGAGGUUGUGUCCUGGAUGAAAAAUGGCAUUAAGACUAAUGCAACUCAUGCCUUUUUACAUGUCAUUUCAUCUGAGCUCAAAUCUGGAGAUAAUUUCUCAUGCACAGUCAGCAACCAGAUAAGCAAGAUGUCAGCAAAAGAAGUUAAGCCAGUUUGCUCUGACACAGAUCUACAUGCAACAACUGCCAAUGACGAUAAAGAAAAAGAAGUGAACAGCAAGAGUGGAAAUGAACAAAAUAAAGAUUUGUCUGAGAAGAGAUUUCUAUUUGGCUUGGAUUUAUGGUGGAUGCUGGUGAUCCUGACAGGGGGAGGAAGUUUCCUCCUCAUACUCUUCAUCAUCUGCCUUGUCUGUGUCUGCCGCUGCUGCAGACGAAACAAGAGGAAGGCAAAAGAGGAAGAAGAGUACCGGCUUACAUCUCUAAUGCCAGAUCACACAAAUCCGCCUGAUGAGCAGUACAUGCAAACCACAUCGGAGAGGUCUUCUAAAAGCAAGCGUCCUCUUCCACCCUUACCCAGCCCCCAAGGUCCUCCUUGCGUUGGACCCCCAUAAGAGAACAACCUGGCCUCCCAGAGACAUUGAGACCAAGACCAAGACCAAUGCUGAAUAGAAUAUUGUUUAUAAUAUAUAUAUAUAUAUAUAUAUAUUGGUCACAAAAGUUAGAAAAAAUUAAGUAAUAAUUUAAUAAUAAAAAUAAUAAAUAAAAUAAUAUAUUUUUUUGAGUCUCUUAAGCUCAGCAAUGCGGCACACCAAUAAAUGUAUCACAAAAAAAUAUUAAGCAACAAAAAGUUUUCCACAUUGAUAAUAAUAAGAGCCAUUAUUCAUAACCGAUCACCAAUACUAAUUGAUAAUAAUGGACAGCAAAUCAGCAUAUUAGAAUGAUUUCUGAAGGAUCAUGUGACACUUUAUACUGGAGUAA